UUUACAUAUUAAGUAUGGAACUUGUGUACAAUACAGGAAUAAUUUUUUCUAUUGUUCUCUACUUAAUGCUUCUGUGUUACAGGUAUGCUGUUGGGAGAAAGGAGAAAAGUUCAUUACCCACCAACUGGCCUAUUCUUGACAUGAUUCCGGCGCUGCUCAAAAACAUUGACCGAUUGCACCAGUUUAAAACAGAGUUAUUAGAGCAGAGUGGGGGCACGUACAUGUUCAAAGGCCCCUGGUUUAGCAACACAGACAUGCUCUUCACCUGUGAUCCUGCCAACAUCCACCACGUUUUCAGCAAAAAUUUCUCAAACUAUCCAAAGGGUCCUGAAUUCAGGAAGAUUUUCGAAAUCUUGGGAGAUGGGAUUUUCAAUGCUGAUUUUGAACUCUGGGAAAUUCACAGGAGAACGACUAUUUCUCUGUUGACUCAUUCCAAAUUCCACAGUUCCCUGGAAAGUACUGUUUGGGGAAAGGUGGAAACCGGGCUCCUCCCUGUUCUUGCCUCCUUCUGUAAACAGGGAGCUGAAGUUGAUUUGCAAGAUAUUUUCCAAAGGUUUACUUUCGAUAAUAUUUGCAAGGUUGUGCUGGACUUUGACCCCAGCAGCUUGUGCGUCGAAUUGCCUCACAUUCCUUGUGAAAAGGCGUUCAGUCAUUCGGUGGAACCCCUGCUGCUUCGACACAUAGUCCCUGAAAGCAUUUGGAAGCUGCAAAAACGGCUGAAAAUCGGCAGUGAGAAGCAGCUAAUGGAAGCAUCUCAGAAUUUCGACGAUUUCAUCUAUCCGCUUAUUAGCUUGAAGAACGGAGAGCAAGAGAAUGAUACUAAUCUAUUGACAGUUUUCAGGAAGGUGUAUGAAGAAAAACAUGUUGGUCCUUCCAGCGGUCUAAGAGACUUCUUGAAGGACACGUCCCUAAGUUUGAUAUUUGCAGGCAGAGACACAACGAGUACUUGUCUUACAUGGCUUUUCUGGCUAAUUGCUAGAAACCCUUUGACGGAAACCAAGAUUCUGGAGGAGAUCCACACCGUAUUGCACUUAAAGGAGGAUAAGAAAUGGCGGCGCUUCAAUGUCGAAGAGUCCCACAAGCUAAUUUACCUGCACGGAGCGUUGUGCGAGUCUCUCAGGCUAUUUCCUCCCGUAGCUCUGGAGCACAAGGCUCCAACUAAACCUGAUAUUCUCCCGAGUGGUCAUUACCUCCCUGCAAAUGCGAAGCUGAUAUUUUCUUUCUAUUCAGUGGGAAGAAUGGAGACAGUGUGGGGAAAAGAUUGCUUAGAAUUCAGGCCUGAUAGGUGGAUUGCGCCUGGAGGAAGAAUCAAACACGAACCAUCUUACAAGUUUCCAGCUUUCAACGUUGGACCAAGAACCUGUCUGGGUAAAGAAAUGGCUUUCAUUCAGAUGAAAAUGGUGGCCGCUGCUAUCAUAUAUCAUUACCGCAUUGAGCUUGUGGAGGGGAAUCAGGUGUCUCCUCGUGUCUCAAUCAUACUUCAGGCCAAACCUGGAUUGAAGGUCAGGUUAACCAAAAGAGAUAUCUGAUCUUCGAGGAAUGGCCAUUGCGACGUGUUCUGUAUAUUUCUUGGCGGUAAGAAUCGGGUGUCAUAAAGACAGGGGUGAUGUCUCAAGAAUGCGUGUGUUUGUAAUGAUUUUGUGAAGUUCAAUUCUAUCAAAUGUGUGUCUAAUGCAAUUUUACCCAUUUGUAAUAUUGUAAAUAAAUAAAUUAUCCUCUUAUAAAAAGAAUAAUAAUUUAUCUCUCA
This is a messenger RNA of Sesamum indicum (sesame), 1747 nucleotides long. The record is from RefSeq and is a predicted model, not a curated record. Lineage: Eukaryota; Viridiplantae; Streptophyta; Magnoliopsida; Lamiales; Pedaliaceae.